AUGGCACAGGGCCCUAAACAACUUGUCAGCGAGCUUGUAUCGUACAACUUCUGGCAAUUAUCUAUAAUCUGUACGUCCGUCAGCUAUGAGUACACAAAGGGUACUGACAAAAUCUACACGAAACACAAAGAAAAUCCCGCCAAACUGACCACUAAAAACCAGCCAAUCAGAAUACUUGCACAACUUGACAGGAUUCGUAAAAUACGAUGGCUGCAGGUGACCGUGAUUGCUUUUGGAUUUGUUAUUGUGUAUAUGAAAUGGAAGGACGACAUGCCUACGCGAUACUCAAAAACAUCGGAUACUGGCUCGUCUACCUCUAUAUCAGUACAGAAUGAUCUUGAGCAGACCUCUCAGAAUUCUAGUGAUUCGUCCGCGAUCGACUAUUCCGCGGAUAAUCCAGUUACAAGGGGCUAUAUGGUUUAUGACUGUAGCCAUCGGUGGUCAGGAUCAUGUGGCGGAUGGUCAGACAGACUUUCAGGAAUUUUAUCUACAUACAUGUUAGCAAUCUUGACCAACAGAAAAUUUCUGAUCAACUUUGACAACCCUUGUCCUCUUGAAAAUUAUUUUGAGCCCAAAUCUUAUGACUGGAGAUACAAUAAAACACUGCUGGGAAGCAAACCUUCUCGUAAUUAUCAUUUGAAAGAUAACAAUGGAUGGAAGAUAAUAGAUGUCUUACUGACAGCGAAUUCUACUCAACCCAUCAAAGAUUUCUUCACUGCGCAUGUCAGCUUUGUACGUAUCAACUGGGAUAUGACACGAGAAUUCCGGAAGUUCUUUCAUGUGGAGAAUUACGCCCCUUGGAUAACACGACUCCAUUUUGCCGAUAUCUAUCGUUAUAUUUUUGACCUAUUUUUCCAACCAAAGCCUUUCUUACUAGAUAUAUUGAAUUCCGUAGUGAAGAACAAACAUACAGACAAGAUGUUUUGUGCUCAUGUCCGGAUCGGAAGGAGUUCUACGUUACCUAAAGAUAAUGUUCGGACUAAAUCAGAAGACAUCCAUGUCAUUUUGGACUUCAUAGAAACAAUUGACAAAACCAGACAUGAUUUAUUCCUUGCAACUGAUUCCAACGAAUUACAAAAACAAUUCAGAAGUAAAUACUCAAAAAAUUUCAUUCUAAAUGUUCCAGGGAGGAUAACGCACAUAGACCAAACAAAAAAUGGUGAUUUGUGUGACGGCUUUCAGAAACAACUUCUUGAUUUUCUUUUAUUACGAACUUGUGACAAACUGGUGAUCUGUGAAAGUGGAUUUAGUAUGAUGGCAGCUUACUGGCGUGAGGAGAAUGAGGGGCUAUACUGCUGGACCCGGCGGUCAGUUGUUCCCUGCUCUCGGUACACCAUCCACGACUUUUUCCCUCUACCCUUAUUAAGUCCUCCACGAUGA
This is a messenger RNA of Ylistrum balloti, 1380 nucleotides long. RefSeq lists its product as uncharacterized. The record is from RefSeq and is a predicted model, not a curated record. Bases 1 to 1380 code for a protein of 459 amino acids. The transcript has 3 exons. NCBI's taxonomy places the organism in Eukaryota, Metazoa, Mollusca, Bivalvia, Pectinida, Pectinidae.